AAAAACAUUACCCGUCAGAGCAAAAGAGUGCUGUGCAUCAGUGGGGUGUUCGAAAGUGCCUCUAGGCCACUGAAAUAUCAGUGGUUUGGGCCAUGAAGUAAAAGGGUUUAAGAGCAUUUCAGAGUUGUUACACGAUACAAACAUGUCCGCCUUAGGCACCGGAGUCUCAGUCUUGUCAAAAUACAUUUGGAAAGCUCCCGAGCUUGCAGGAUUUGGCUUUCAGCAAGUUCGUAACAAAUGGGUCGGAUGGAAAAUGAUACGUGACGUCAAGCGGAGGAACCUGGUCAAGCAACAUGCUCCUGAAAGGCUGAGGAUCAAUUCUAUCAGGAAAAAUAACAUCCUUCCUCCGGAACUCAGGGAAAUUGCAGAUCAAGAAAUCGCGGCGUUCCCACGUGAUUCUGGCUUCACAAGGAUUCAUAAUCGAUGCGUCAUUACUUCGAGAGCGAGAAGUGUUAUUCCGCGGUGGAGAGUUUCUCGUAUUGUUUUUCGUGACCUUGCAGAUCACAACCUGCUAUCUGGCGUUCAACGUGCCAUGUGGUAGAUUUAUAUAUCUGUAACAGCUUUUGCAACUUGUAGAUAAAAUUUCUUUAAAAAUAGAAUAAUAAUAAUAAUGAUAAUGAUAACUCCAA
Neodiprion fabricii is the source of this 629-nucleotide messenger RNA. RefSeq names its product 28S ribosomal protein S14, mitochondrial (gene mRpS14). Gene Ontology annotation, molecular function: structural constituent of ribosome. The record is from RefSeq and is a predicted model, not a curated record. NCBI's taxonomy places the organism in Eukaryota, Metazoa, Arthropoda, Insecta, Hymenoptera, Diprionidae. The coding region runs from base 143 to 541 and encodes 132 amino acids. The transcript has 3 exons. Gene Ontology annotation, cellular component: mitochondrial small ribosomal subunit; ribosome. Gene Ontology annotation, biological process: translation.